AUGUCACUCUCCCAAACUCAACCUCAACCUCAAGAUGUCUUCCCUUGGGAGCUGGGCAUAUACGAUGCCCAUUGUCACCCAACAGACACAAUGGCAUCAGUCGCGCAGAUCCCCUCCAUGAAAGCGACCACGCUUACCGUCAUGGCAACAAGGGCCCAAGACCAAGAGCUCGUGGCAGAGACCGCUCAAUCUCUCAAUAUCACCGAUGAAUCCACGCGAUCGCCGCGUAUUCUACCUAGCUUCGGCUGGCAUCCAUGGUUCUCACACCAAAUCAUCGACGACACAACAACCCCCACAGCCACAACUUCAACCCCGCAAUCCAAAGAAAAUCAUUAUAUUAACGUCCUCACGCCAUCUCCAGCCUCCGACCUGGACUUUAUCAACCAGCUGCCAUCACCUAAACUGCUUUCCGCCCUUCUCAAUGAAACUCGCGCGCGACUCCGCCAGUUUCCGAACUCUUUAGUCGGUGAAGUGGGGCUGGACAAAGUAUUUCGACUACCGGGCGUGUGGACAGCAGAGGAAAUUUCCUCCCGAGAUGAAGAUCUCACGCCCGGCUCGAGGGAGGGUAGGAAGCUUUCUCCUUACAAGGUGAAGAUGGACCACCAACGAACAGUAUUGAAGGCCCAGCUCCAACUCGCCGGCGAAAUGCGGCGACCCGUCUCCGUACAUAGUGUGCAGGCACACGGGGUCGUGUUUGACUUAUUCAAGGAAUUGUGGAUAGGCCAUGAAAAGGUCUUUCUUUCGCGGCGACAAAAGGAGAAACUGAAGGAUGCCGAGGGGGCAUUGUCAGAUGAUGACAACGACGACGAAGAUGAACAACGUGGACCGAGCAAGACCAGCGAGAUGGAACAAUCACUGCCAUUUCCGCCGCGUAUCUGCAUGCACUCCUACAGCGGGCCUGUGGAGCCUAUACGACAGUUCUUACAUUCGUCGAAUCCGUCCGAUGUCUAUUUUUCCUUUUCAGCAGUAAUUAAUUUUAGCGGAGCGCCGGCGAAGAAGAUCAGUGAUGUUAUCAAGGCUUUGCCAGAUGAUCGCAUUUUGAUCGAAAGCGACCUACAUAUUGCAGGUACGCAGAUGGAUGAUCUGUUAGAGGAUGUUUCACGGCAAAUAUGUCAGCUACGAGGGUGGGAUUUAAGAGACGGUGUGAAGCAAUUGGCGGAUAAUUGGAACCGCUUUGUAUAUGGAUAG
Penicillium waksmanii is the source of this 1188-nucleotide messenger RNA. RefSeq names its product TatD family hydrolase. The record is from RefSeq and is a predicted model, not a curated record. The transcript has a single exon. The coding region runs from base 1 to 1188 and encodes 395 amino acids. Gene Ontology annotation, molecular function: hydrolase activity, acting on ester bonds. NCBI's taxonomy places the organism in Eukaryota, Fungi, Ascomycota, Eurotiomycetes, Eurotiales, Aspergillaceae.